Messenger RNA from Rhagoletis zephyria (snowberry fruit fly), 1890 nucleotides. It is a transcript of the gene mRpS30, whose product is annotated as mitochondrial ribosomal protein S30. Gene Ontology annotation, molecular function: structural constituent of ribosome. Lineage: Eukaryota; Metazoa; Arthropoda; Insecta; Diptera; Tephritidae. Gene Ontology annotation, cellular component: ribosome; mitochondrial large ribosomal subunit; mitochondrion. The record is from RefSeq and is a predicted model, not a curated record. Gene Ontology annotation, biological process: translation.
AUGUAGUGACAGGUAAUCAGCUGUUAUUUCAUAACCUGCCCAAUCUGUGGGUGUGCGUUUAUCUUGAAAAAAUAUAAAAAACAAUUGUUUUCCUAGAAAAUUUGAAUUGACAUGUUAAGAUUAGGCUUAAGUAAUCGAAUAUGUGGAGGGGAGCAAAUCUUUUCUACAUGGAGUCGGCUGGCAUCGACGUCGCCAGCAUCAGCGGCCCCAUCUGCUCUACCCAAAUCUACACGCCCUGACGAUGAGUACAUAGAUGAAGCUGUUUAUCCAGAAAUACAGGACUUAUCAUUUAGAGCACGCAAAAAACGUGAGUCUGAAAGUUGGCAUGAGGAAAUUCGACGAGUACCCACUGUCGAAGAGAAGCUUAUUAAGAUUAAUAUGCCGCGGUAUUACGGAUACAAGGUGGUUAAAUUGAGCGACUCUAAAGUACCAUAUAAUUCCCUGCCUGCUAUGCAACAUUACACCCGUACAAUUUAUGAAGAUAUUAAAAUUUCUGGCAGCUCAUCCGAAGGAGAUUUAAGCGGGAGACAGAAGGAGUAUCUGGCGUCAAUGAAAACUGAUCUACAAGAUGCGAUUGAGUAUAUCUACGACUAUUAUGGACACGAGUACGGCGAUAACUCCAACAUAGAACCACAAGAACGAGAAAAGAUUUUUGCCCGACUUAUUGUUGAACAAGUUAACAGAACUCUUAUCAAUGUGUUAUCCGCCGAUUAUGUUCAUCUUCAAGAAUUUGAAAUCGAUUAUACUCCUAGGCAUGAAGCUUCAUGGUCAGUUGGUGGUAUUAAACCACCAAAAAACGUUGUUAAAAGCAUGGAAGGACGCGAAUGGCAGAAAUACAUGGCGAAUGAUCCUUAUAAUAGAUUUAUGCAAUAUUCAGGCACGCCUUUUCUCGCUAUUCGUCAUCAUAAACAACUUUCUCCCUGGAAGAAUGAAACGGAAUCGACCAAUGCCGAUCUAGCAAAAACCAUACCUCGAUUCAACUACGAUCCACGUACUCUUGGAUACGUUUCUGGACAUCAGCAUUUGACAAAUAUACCAGGUUUUUGGCCCGGUUCCACAAAUCUAUUUGGAAAUAUUUCUUAUCAAUCGCGAGCUUUUCUACAAAUAAGGCCUGAUACAUAUGGAGUUGAGGAUUUCAAAGAAGCUUUGCAUGCUCAUGCCAUUCAGAGCAGCUAUUCUUGGCUAUUGGCACAAGCUUGUUACAACGGUUUCAAUACUUUUAAUGAACUUACCUAUCCAAUGAAUACCCAAACGGUGCUGACUAAUGGGCGGGAUUGGUCAUUUUACGAAUACCAAUUAAAUACAUUACUAGUGCAUUCAAAUCAUGUUGAUGAUAAUCCGCGAGUAAACUUCUGCCGUGGUACGCCGGAAUUGCAACUGUAUAGUGAAAUAAGUGACACUGGUAAAGUUGUCGAUUUAAAUGAAGAUGUACUAAGGCACCUAAUACGCUUUUACGUGAGUCCCAGUGUACAACGCUCUGAAAACGAGCUACACCCUUAUUUGGGGCCAGAUGUGAAGUAUGUGGCCGAUUAUAAAAAUGACGAGCAGCGACAAUUUUUGGAACGUGUAUUUAAGAACUUAAUGUCAAAUCGACCUCGUCAUUUACCCCUUCCAGAAAUCUACCUUUGGGAAAUCUAUAAAAUUGAUAAUAAAACUAGACAGAUGGAAGCCAAACGUCGCUUCUUUGAGUUAGAUAUUAAUCCUUGGGCUCGCAAAUUGGAUCAACAUCAAAAGGAAUAUAUACCACGAGCAUUGCGCCCGGAGGGACCCAAGAGCAAAAAGAAGUGGAAACCAACUUUUUAUCCAUAGUUAUGUGAUAAUUAUGAAAAAAUCAGUUGGUGUUGAUUUAAAUUAAAAUAAUAAAAAUUGUCGAAAAAUCAUAUUGCUACA